Messenger RNA from Ailuropoda melanoleuca (giant panda), 1760 nucleotides. Its product is annotated as putative vomeronasal receptor-like protein 4. The record is from RefSeq and is a predicted model, not a curated record. The coding region runs from base 370 to 1236 and encodes 288 amino acids. The transcript has a single exon. Gene Ontology annotation, biological process: G protein-coupled receptor signaling pathway. Gene Ontology annotation, cellular component: membrane. Gene Ontology annotation, molecular function: pheromone receptor activity. Lineage: Eukaryota; Metazoa; Chordata; Mammalia; Carnivora; Ursidae.
AUGGGUACAUUAUCCUGGCAUGAUUAUGGAUAUGUUGUUUGAGAUCUCUCUCUCUCUCCUAACCCCUCUUUCUUUCUCUCUCUCUCUGUAGAUGGAUGAGAGAUAGAUAAAUAAAAAAGUAGAUAGAUAGACAGCAAAUAGAUAUGUGUGUAUAUAAUAUUCACACACCCAAAUUUAUGUACAAGUAAUGUUGAGAUUGUAUUUCUCAGACUUUAUACAACAUAGAUUUACUGAUUAACUGGGCAAAAUAAAAAUUAGGUGAAAUAAAAAUUGUGAUGGUGAUGAUUUCGACAACAAAAAUAAUGACGUUGAUGAUGUGAGGUCUUUUUUUUUCCCCAGAUAUACAAAAUAUGUUUUUCUGCCAUUAUCAUGAUCACAUCUUCCAUUUAUGUUACUGUUAAAAUAUGCCAGUUUUUACAAGUUGGUAUUGGAGUCUCAGCCAACUUCUUCCUCCUUCUCUUCCACAUCUUCAUGCUCCUUCUGGAUCACAGGCCUAAGCCCACUGACCUGAUCAUCUGUCACUUGUCCUUUGUUCACGUAAUGAAACUCUUUACUGGGCUGUUUUUAUUGUCUGCAGAAGUGUUGGGAUCACUGAACUCUAUAAAUGAUUUUGAAUGUAAGGCUUUAUUCUGCAUGGGCAGAGUAACAAGGAGUCUCUCCAUCUGCACCACCUGCCUCCUGAGUGUGAUCCAGGUCAUCACCAUCAGCCCCAGCACCUCCUGGUUGGCCAGGUUUAAAUAUAAAUGCACAAAACACAUCUUCCAUUCUUUUCUCAUCUUAUGGUUUCUCAGUUUGUCUCUCAGUAGUAACUGCAUCAUCUAUUCUGUGGCAUCUUUUAAUGUGACCCAGACCGAUCUACUGAAUGUCAGUAAAUACUGCUCACUUUCUCCCAUGGACCCCAUCAUCAGGGGACUGAUUUUAACAUUGACAAUAGCCAGGGAUGUCUACUUUGUCGGACUCAUGGUGCUCUCAAGUUCAUACAUGGUGAUUCUCCUGACCAGGCAUCAGAGGUGUUGCCAGCACCUUCACAGCACUAGCUUCUCAAGAGCCUCCCCAGAGAACAGGGCCACCCAGACUGUCCUGUUGUUGGUGAGUUUCUUUGUGGUCGUGUACUGGAUAGACAUCAUCACCUCAUUGUCCUCAACUGUGUUAUGGAAUUAUGACCCAGUCAUCCUGGAUUUCCAGAAGCUUCUGUCCAAUGUCUAUGCCACUGUCAGUGCUUUGGUACUUAAUUAGUUCUGAUAAAAGGACGAAAAUGUGUUUCAAAAGUGUGGAAAAAUUACAAACAAUUUAUAACUACUUAUUCAUAAGAUAGAUAUCCAAAAAGAUGAUUAUUUGGCCUUUAUUCAAAUGACAUGGUAUUUACUUAAAUAACAUUUAAAAUUUAAUUUUAAUUUAAUUGUAAUUUAAAAUUAUAUUUUAAUUUAUCUAAAUAUUUUUGAAACCGUGAUGCAUCAGUCCUCCAGUUUCUUUAGUUUACUAUCAAAGAGAUUCAAUAUUCCCAUAUGUUUGUAAUUUCCAUUCUAAAACUCCCUUAAGGAAAAUUUUCUCUCCAUACAAAGAAAAAAUUUCCAAAGUACUGUUCUUGUACUUUGGUUCAAUAUUGGUAUUACCUAUUGGCAAUGCAAUAUUUUCUUGAAAACUAACUUAUUCUUUUUAUUUCAAGAUAUUUAGCUACGUACUCAAUUUUAGUUGAAUAAUAGUCUCUCACUGCACUCUAUAUUUAUUUCUUUGUAUUCUGGCUUCUAGUAAGGCUGCAG